AUGCAACGGACACCAUUUCAGCCGCCUCAGAAAUCGCCCGAACUGUUCCAUCCCCGACCUCAGCACAUCUCCCAGGUACCGAACCUGCGGUCACCGCCUCCGCCAGUCUCUCAGCAAAGUUCGCAACCGCAGAUGAAUAGCUAUGGCAAUCCAUACCAGUCUCCUCCACCAGCAGGCGGCGGAGGGGGUGGAGCAGGAGCAGCAGCAGCCGGAGGAGGAUUUGGGCAAAGCUUCAAUUUUAUAAACGAUCCGGCUGCGCAGAUGUCGUUUCAAGUGGGCCAACACGCGGUCAAGGCCGGUCAAGAAUACAUGGAGCAAAACUUGAACCGCUACAUUUCGAUAUCCGCGCUGAAGCACUACUUCAAUGUGUCGAACUCUUACGUCGUUCGAAAGUUGAUCGUUGUCCUGUUCCCGUGGCGUCACAAGCCAUGGACGCGACAACAAGCGAGGAUGACCACCUCUUCUACGGCCGCCGACGGCACCAUGACACAACAGUCCUACUCGUUUAAUUAUCUUCCUCCGCGCGACGACCUGAACUCUCCGGACAUGUACAUUCCGAUCAUGGCGUUGAUUACGUACAUUCUGCUCUCGACGGUGCUUGCGGGCAUCAGAGGAUCGUUCCACCCUGAACUGCUGGGCAGCAUCACAAGUACAGCGAUUGCCGUGAUAUUUUUCGAAAUCAUUGUUCUCAAAUUAGCCAUGUACAUGCUCAGCAUCAGCAAUGACUCCCAACUUCUCGAUUUGAUGGCGUAUUCUGGGUACAAGUUUGUCGGCGUCAUAGUCACCUUGUUUUUCAGCGAAAUUUUGACCGGUGGGAGUGGAACAAACAACUGGGUUGGUUGGACACUGUUCUUGUACACAUGGUAUGCAAAUGCAUUCUUUUUGCUUCGUUCUUUGAAGUACGUUCUUCUACCGGAUAGUUCGGGAGAUCCGUCGGCCAUGCGUGGUGGAAACUCAUAUACUGUGGCUCGAGCACAGAAGAACCGACGGACAUAUUUCCUAGCACUGUACGCGUUCCUGGUACAGAUGUUGUUCAUGUGGAUCCUAAGCCGAGAAGAGGCUGCCGUCAAGACCGUUGCUAGCAAAUGGAGCGGACCCAAGGCAUAG
This is a messenger RNA of Exophiala spinifera, 1107 nucleotides long. RefSeq lists its product as uncharacterized. Gene Ontology annotation, cellular component: COPII-coated ER to Golgi transport vesicle; endoplasmic reticulum membrane; endoplasmic reticulum-Golgi intermediate compartment. Gene Ontology annotation, biological process: endoplasmic reticulum to Golgi vesicle-mediated transport. The transcript has 3 exons. NCBI's taxonomy places the organism in Eukaryota, Fungi, Ascomycota, Eurotiomycetes, Chaetothyriales, Herpotrichiellaceae. The record is from RefSeq and is a predicted model, not a curated record. Bases 1 to 1107 code for a protein of 368 amino acids.